Dromiciops gliroides (monito del monte) is the source of this 414-nucleotide messenger RNA. RefSeq names its product 40S ribosomal protein S13-like. The transcript has a single exon. Bases 1 to 414 code for a protein of 137 amino acids. Gene Ontology annotation, biological process: translation. The record is from RefSeq and is a predicted model, not a curated record. NCBI's taxonomy places the organism in Eukaryota, Metazoa, Chordata, Mammalia, Microbiotheria, Microbiotheriidae. Gene Ontology annotation, molecular function: structural constituent of ribosome; small ribosomal subunit rRNA binding. Gene Ontology annotation, cellular component: cytosolic small ribosomal subunit; ribosome; nucleolus.
AUGGGUCACAUGCACACUCCCAGUAAGAGCCUGUUGCAGUCGGCUUUGCCAUACAGACUCAUGCUCAUGUACAGCUCAGAUGACAUGAAGGAACAGAUCUACAAGCUGGCCAAGAAGGGCCUGAUGCCCUCCCAGAUCGGUGUGAUCCUGAGGGACUCUCAUGGUGUGGCACAAGUGUGCUUUAUAACUCAGAACAAAAUUUUGAGAAUUCUCAAGUCUAAGGGACUUCCUGAAGAUCUUUAUCAUUUGAUCAAGAAAGCUGUUGCUGUUGAAAAGCAUCUUGAGAGAAACAUAAAGGAUAAGAAUUCUAAAUUCCGUCUGAUUCUCACCAACAGCCGAAUUCACAAGACCAAGAGAGUGCUCCCACCCAAUUGGAAAUAUGAAUCAUUCAUAGCCUCUGCUCUGCUUGCAUAA